AUGUCGUCUAACGGUCCGAUACGGCGUAAACCGCCGGUACUAGAACCGGGCCCGUCGGCUAAAACGAGGUCCCAGCCGGAGACCACACGACACAAAUAUGCCAGACCUGAAAAGGACUAUGGGCUGUUUCUUCAGAUAAUCCGCAGUCUGCUGAUCCUAGCAUGGUUCAACUGUUGCUGCUUUUCUAUUGUGGUCACCCAGGCUGUCGGCUUACCCCUUUAUUUGAUCAAUAAACGAUGGUUCUACUCAUAUAUGGCGAUGACGAAACGCUCGUUCGGCAUUACGAUCACGGCACUCACAGAAUGGUGCAGUCCAACACCUGUCCGUAUCAGCGGGGAUAGCAGUGUACAGGGCCAAUUCAGCCUAUUAAAAGACGGGAGGGUGGCAACGAAAUUCCCCGAGCGGUUAGUUUUGAUUGCGAAUCAUCAGGUCUAUACUGAUUGGCUGUAUCUGUGGUGGGUGACAUACACAAACGACAUGCACGGAUAUAUCUACAUUAUUUUGAAAGAAUCCCUUAAAUACAUUCCCUUUAUCGGGCAAGGGAUGAUGCUCUAUGGAUUUAUCUUCAUGGCACGCAAAUGGAUCGAGGAUAAACCACGGUUACAGCAUCGCCUGCAAAAAUUGAAAACCAAGCAUGGGGUUUCUCCUGAGGGAUUACCACUCUUUGACCCCAUGUGGCUGCUGAUCUUCCCUGAAGGCACAAAUCUAUCUCGAAACACUAAAGAUAGAAGCGAUGCCUAUUGCCAGAAACAGGGAAUCGCCCCAUCCAAACACAUACUCCUUCCCCGUUCCACUGGCUUGUUCUUUUGCCUGCAGCAGCUCAGGGGAACCGUCGACUACGUAUACGACUGUACGAUAGGCUACGAAGGCCAACCGAAGGAUAGCUACGCCGAAGCCCACUUUACCAUCCGCUCUACGUAUUUGCGAGGGCGCCCUCCAAAAUCCGUGAAUUUUUACUGGCGACGAUUUUCCAUCUCAGACAUUCCACUCACUGAUCAAAAGGAAUUUGAAGAUUGGAUCUACAAACGAUGGGAGGAAAAGGAUAGACUACUCGAUCAGUUUAUUGAAACUGGUCGUUUCCCGCCAUUUGAAGACAUGUCGGCCUCGAACACAGCAACCAAGGAAGCCAGUGAGCAGACGAAUAAUAUCCCCAACAACGGAUACAUUGAAAGCGAAAUUAAACUAGGGCACUGGGCUGAAGCUGCAAAGAUCUUCACAAUUCUCAUCGCGCUCGGCCUCGUCCUCAGAUUCGUCCCUAGAGUUUGGAGUUAG
This is a messenger RNA of Uncinocarpus reesii 1704, 1272 nucleotides long. RefSeq lists its product as uncharacterized. The record is from RefSeq and is a predicted model, not a curated record. Lineage: Eukaryota; Fungi; Ascomycota; Eurotiomycetes; Onygenales; Onygenaceae. The transcript is spliced from 2 exons. Bases 1 to 1272 code for a protein of 423 amino acids. Gene Ontology annotation, cellular component: endomembrane system. Gene Ontology annotation, molecular function: acyltransferase activity.